Lachancea dasiensis is the source of this 1626-nucleotide messenger RNA. The record is from the annotation of a GenBank genome assembly. NCBI's taxonomy places the organism in Eukaryota, Fungi, Ascomycota, Saccharomycetes, Saccharomycetales, Saccharomycetaceae.
AUGUCUUGCUGUCAGCGAAGUUUCGACAGUAAACGCAUUGGAUACACAUUGGCAACCAGAAUGAUGAAGUGUAAUUUUAUCAGCAGAGCAGCAUUGACUGCUACGGGUUCGAAACUUGCAUUGCGCGCAUAUUCCACCUUGCCGCUAAGGGUUCCUAUCACACUACCCUCAGGAAUCACCUACGAGCAACCAACGGGUCUUUUUAUAGACGGGCAGUUUGUUCCUUCUCGCCAACACAAAACUUUUGAGGUUAUCAACCCUUCAACCGAGCAAGAAAUCACACACAUUUACGAAGCACGCGUGGACGACGUAGAUCACGCAAUUGCUGCAGCCAAGAAAGCGUUUGAUGGCUCCUGGAGUACUGCGGAUCCUGAAUUUAGAUCUAGGUGUCUGUAUAAGCUAGCGGAUCUGGUAGAAGAGCAUUCAGAAAUACUGGCAGGCAUUGAAUCACUUGACAAUGGUAAGUCACUCCUUUGUGCCCGCGGAGAUGUGGCCUUAGUUUCCAGAUACCUGCGCUCCUGUGCUGGUUGGGCGGAUAAACUUUAUGGACGUACCAUAGAAACUGGAUCCACCCAUUUUUCGUACACACGUCGGGAACCACUUGGCGUGUGCGCUCAGAUUAUACCUUGGAACUUCCCAUUGCUGAUGUGGUCAUGGAAACUCGGGCCCGCAUUAGCUACCGGAAACACGAUGGUUUUGAAGCCUGCAGAAGCCACACCUUUGUCCGCUUUGUACGCUUCGCAAUUAGUACAAGAGGCUGGCAUCCCAGCUGGCGUGGUAAACAUUUUGCCAGGAUUCGGUAAACUAAUCGGUGAACGACUAUGUACUCACAAGGACGUUAAAAAAGUUGCAUUUACUGGUUCCACUGCCACCGGCCGCCACAUUAUGCGCACUGCCGCCGAUGGUAUUAAAAAAGUUACGUUGGAACUAGGCGGGAAGUCGCCAAAUAUCGUGUUCGCGGAUGCUGACUUGGAAAAGGCGGUGCGCACGAUCGCAUUUGGUAUAUUUUACAAUUCUGGCGAAGUGUGUUGUGCGGGCUCUCGUGUUUACGUCCAAGACACCGUUUAUGAGGAAGUGUUACAAAAGUUCAAGGAGUAUGCCGAGUCCUUGAAAGUGGGAGACCCCUUCGAGAAAGACGUCUUCCAGGGAUCUCAGACCUCUCAAAUGCAAAUCGACAAGAUCUUAGACUAUGUUCAAAUAGGACAAAGUGAAGGCGCCCGGAUUGUCACAGGGGGUGAACGAUUGGGCGAUAAAGGUUACUUCGUUAAGCCAACUAUCUUUGCAGACGUCACAGAGGACAUGCGUAUCGUGAAGGAAGAGAUAUUCGGUCCUGUUGUUACCAUCUCUAAAUUCUCUACGGUCAAUGAAGUCAUUGAGAUGUCCAACGACAGUGAAUAUGGCCUAGCGGCAGGCAUCCACACCAAGGAUGUCAACAAAGCCAUUGACGUCUCUAAUCGUAUCAAGGCCGGUACUAUCUGGAUCAACACGUAUAACGACUUCCAUCAAAAUGUCCCAUUUGGGGGUUAUGGACAAAGUGGUAUUGGCCGAGAAAUGGGAGCGGAAGCUAUGGACAAUUAUACCCAAGUGAAGGCUGUGCGCAUGUCUAUUGACUGUGUUGACCGUUAA